CCCAUCGCAAGCACUUUUCAGCACUUCGUCGGUGCCUGCUGCCAUGCCAGCUGUGCCGAAUGCCGGUGGAACCCCCUUGCUGGAAGCAGCGUGCAUUGGAUUCAUUGGAUGCAAAUCUCCGCAGCUCGAGGAAGGUCAUGGCCAUGGGGACAACGGGGAUUACCAUGCAUCUGCCCCGGCAUUCGAAGAGAUACAUCCAUCCGCCCCACCAGAGGUGCUGAGCCCAUCAGAAUUUCAACAGCUCCUGACCUCGCUACCUCAAGGGUCUUCAGAUUUGCCCACGGAGCAAGCUUUGAGACAAUUCCGCACUGCAACAGCUGGAAAGGUGGUUUGGACAGAACAGAUGCGGGAGAUCGCGACAUCCGCAGCAGGCGGAGGCUUGUUGAUGCGGGAGGCCUAUGAGCGACAAUUGAUCCUGGACCCUGAAAGCUUGACGACCACAGAUGGGCCAUGGGCUGAAUGCAUUCCAAGUGCACCUCCAGACACGGGGGCUGCACAAGCAGCACAAGCGCUAACGAGUCAAUUGAUGGUCAUCCGUUUCGAUGGAAAAGUGGCCAACAUUUCUGUUGUAGCUUCACAGACUUGGUUGGACAUUGGUCACCAAGCAGCCAGCCGUUUUGGUGACCUGGUCUUUGAUGCAUCCUCUCACGUGCUGCUGGGAGUUGGCCAAGCACCAAAUCGCGGCUUGAAAGUGGGGCAAGCCGUGAAGCUCACUGCUGUGAUCAAUCGACCUGAGUUGAAUGGCAAAAUUGGAAGGAUCACCAAGGUGAAUGGAGCAGAGGUGGAUGUUGCAUUGCCCAGGGAUCUUGAACGUUUGCACCAAGACAAUGUCAUGCCUCACAACGUCUCUGUAGUUAGUCGCUCAGAGUCUUUCCCCUUGGACUUCACAGCGGUCGCGGAUACGUCCACUGUGCUGCGGGUUCUUUGGCUUGAAAGGUCACCAGCUUCUCAAACUUCUCCGAAGUCCAGGGCAAGCACAACAGGACCCUUAAGAGCCAUUGGUUGGCAAUAUGUCGGGAUGAGCGCGCGCAAGCACAACUUGGUAUCUCUUGGCGAAUUCCGGAACUUCCUGUGGAACUUGCACUUGAAGGAUUCCAACUUUGCAGUGGUGAGCAAGCGGUUUGCGCCUACUGGAAAUUACAUUGACUACGAGGAGGUGCUUUUCCUCUUGGGCCGAUCACAUCUGCGUUGCAAAGAAGUGCCGAUUGAUGCGCUGAUCUACGAAGCCGUGGUCUCCAUCCUUGGGCGUCGUACAACGGCUCAUAUUGAUCGAGACCUUGGAGCAGAGGACAGAGGACUCGGGAAGAGGAAUGCCUGCAAAGAGCACUGUGCCAGCUACUUCACCUCUUUCAUCCUUGAAGUCGUGAUUUGGUCGACCAUUCUUUUUAUCCUCUUCAUGUUUUUUAUCGAUGAAUGCUUUUUGGACAUUGCGCUUGAACCCAUGAUGUUUAUUCCUGCUGCCCUUGCAUACGUCGUCUACAUCGUGCAUCUGGCCUGCUGUGUUCGUCUGACCCGAGCCUUUGCGAAUCAAACCGAAGGCAUUGAAUCUGUCAUGCUGUUGAUGGACAAACCGCGUCAUGAGAACCCACGCUACAAUUGGCAUGUCCAGUGUUACCACUAUAGGACGGAAAGGAGGACGAGGAGAAACAAGGAUGGAAAGACUGAAACCUACACUGAGCAAGUGAAAGUCAUUACUCAUUCCGCUAGUGCUUCUGGCACCAUUCCUUCAGAGGACUUGACUUCCGAGUUUCUUCCGAAUACCAUGGCAACACAGACGCAGAUUGAAACAAAGUUGGAUCUGGAUUUCUCCAGCAGCAACUAUCUCAUUGAGUACAACCGCUGGAAGAACUUCCACCGACGCGAUGUGUAUCAGGACAGCAGCCAUGCUGAAAACCUGCCCUCCAGGGUAGGGAGUUGUUUGGCAGUUUGGUCACAAAGGAACAUGCCCUGCUGGCUGAAUGCCGGUUGCUAUUGGUUGGCAAAUUUGUUUGCCAUGAGCUUCCUGUACCGUUUGCUGGCGCAAUCUCGAGUCGGAAAGCAGGAGUAUGUCUACGCGAAGAGGUGCUUCAAUAUUGUGAGAGGAAGGCUGUGAGUUUCAACCUGGUGACAUGUACAGCUGGUCACAGAGGGAUGCGCCAGCACCCUGGAUUUGGAUAGCCUCCCAAGGGGAUGGUGCUGUCGAACAAUCCUUAAACACCCCUGGGUGCCAAUCCUUUACAGUAGUCUCACGAUGUCUCACGCUGCCGUGGAGGGCAAUGUGAACGCGCAAAAAUAGCAAUCAUAUGCAAUCAUAGAAAUCGCUGC
This is a messenger RNA of Cladocopium goreaui, 2304 nucleotides long. Lineage: Eukaryota; Dinophyceae; Suessiales; Symbiodiniaceae. The record is from the annotation of a GenBank genome assembly.